Messenger RNA from Osmia lignaria (orchard mason bee), 5862 nucleotides. Its product is annotated as E3 ubiquitin-protein ligase RNF123. Lineage: Eukaryota; Metazoa; Arthropoda; Insecta; Hymenoptera; Megachilidae. Gene Ontology annotation, cellular component: cytoplasm. Gene Ontology annotation, molecular function: ubiquitin-protein transferase activity; protein binding. The record is from RefSeq and is a predicted model, not a curated record.
GAGCUUAAUUUGACGAUUUUCCGUUAGGGUUACUGAUAUUAAUUUCAAUAAAGAAACUUGCAGGCUGCACUAGCCGUCUCAUGGAAUAAUUUUGAACACUCCUAAUUUAAUAUUUGUACAUACAGUACCGAGCAAGGUAUGCAUUCCCAGAGAAAAUGGCGAUGUCCCAAACUUUCCCCUUCCCGGGACUCCGACUCCUCUUCGGAGGUGACCUCAAGGAGAAUGACGAUGAUAAUUGAAUUGAUACUUUGCUUGAUGCUAUACAUUUGUUCAAGAUGUUUCAGAACCAAUCCCAGAAAGUGACAAUAAACUAAUAGAAAAUGUGGAAAAAUAAAUACAAGAUAUAAAAUCAGUUUCAAUAUUAUCGAUUAUCUGUAAAUAUUUUUGAUUUUGCUUCGUGCAAUAUAGAAAAACGUUUUGAAAUAACUUAGUAAUUUUCCGUGUAUUACUAAAUCCUGAAAACGUAUAGAGGAAGAGUAGGAAAAGGUAUAUUUAUACUUACUCCUAACUACUGCAAAUACCUGCUGAUCAGCUGAUGUCAGCUGAUAUAUCUAUAUAUUGUUAAAGAAACGAUUGAUAAAUCAAAAGUGUUAGAAAAAUAACACAAUGUUGAUUAAUACAUCACAUACAUUCGAAAUAGAAUACUGACCAGCAAAGGAAACUAUCAUUUGUAAUUCUAAAAUUUGUUCAUUAUAAAUGUUUUCAAUGCUAGAAAUUGAUAAAGGCUUUUGGAUAUGGAGAUCAAUGAAAUUGUGAGAAACAUUUUUGGAUCCGAUGUGCCCUUAGAGAGUCCUGUCACAAAAUCUAAGAAGGAGAGCUCAAAACAUUCAAGGAUAUCAAUUAAUUUAAAUUCUAUAAAUCAGUAUAUUGAAACUACCCUUGGGGAAAAUGCUCCAAUUGAAAAUGUCCAAGAUAAUAGGGUUGGUCGAUUGGGACCAAAUGUGGUCAAGUUUGAUAUAUCAACACACCAAGGGCUUUUUAUAAUUUCACCUAAUAGACUUAGCGUUAACUCUCAAAGUAACUUCAGUACAAUGAAAGCAAACGUAGCAGUGUAUAAGGGAAAGUGGAUGUAUGAAUUGCAGCUUGGAUCUAAAGGUCUCAUGCAAAUUGGUUGGAGUACAGCUAAAUGUGAAUUUAAUCAGCAAUUGGGAGUUGGAGACACUGUUAAUUCCUAUGCGUAUGAUGGAAAUCGUGUUAGAAAAUGGAAUGUAGCUACGCAUAAAUAUGGAGAGCCAUGGCUUCCAGGAGAUAUUAUUGCAUGUGCAAUAGAUAUGGAUAAUGGAACAAUUGAUUUCUGUAGAAAUGGUAGAAACUUGGGUCGAGCAUUUGAAAAUAUAACAACAGGUGCUGGUUUUGCAUAUUUUCCCACAGUGAGCCUUGCACUGACAGAAAAUUUAACAGCCAAUUUCGGUUCUACACCGAUGCGCUAUCCUAUCGAAGGGUACGAACCUUUGCAAGCGGCACCGAAGCAACAAAUAGAUCAGGCUACACUGUUAUUUAACUGGUUUCUGAGAAUAACAGAAGUGAUAAACGCAAGACAGAAUGUGAACGAUGAAAAUACAUUACGUGACGGGAAUAUGAGCGUUCAGGCCUAUUUAAUGUGUCUUACGAGAUCCGUUGUAAAACACAUAGGACCUCUUGUUACUGUACCAUAUAUCGCAGAAUAUAUUUUAGUUCCAUUUAUACAACAACUUUCUGAAUCGAAAACAGAUCCUCCUCUGUUGUUAACUUGUUUAGAUUUGUUCUGGACAUUUCUUGAAGAACACGAAAUGAAAGUGUGUUUAGAAAGUACAGUUAUGUAUUUGUUAUCCGCAUUCAGACACGUUUCUUUGUUACUUGAAUAUCCUGAUCAGUGUAAGAGUUUGCAUCUGUUGACAAAAAUCUGUCAACAUUCGUCGACACGUCAAUAUUUAUUGCAACAUUUACUGUUUGAUCGAGUAAGAUUUGCAAACUUUAUGCAUGUUAAACCACUUGACGAAGGAGGUCUUGCCGAUGUGGUUAAAGACGUAUGGUGGGAAAUGAGUCCUACGGACUCAACGAUCGAGGUUAAUAAAGCAAGUUAUUUCAAUGCCUGUGAGAAAAUUAAGACUGCUAUAUCUGAAGUAGAAACAUUGCAAGUAGAAUUACUAGUGAUUCUGCUUAAUAAUUCCGAUGGCAAUGAAAAAAAGCCGACGUCCAGAGCAAUAUUCUUAAGGAAAUUAAAACGUUUUGUUCAAGAAAACCUUGACACGAGUCGGACUCUACCGAUCACGUUAUGUUGUUUUCACCGACUUCUGGUUGCAUUCAGAGUUUUAUGGGACGCUGAAGUGGGAACAUCUCCGGUUUAUAUACCUUGCAGGGCGUUCUACGACGCGUCGAUUGAUCACUCUAGAACUGAGAGACUGGGAGGAGUCUUGUCCCAUUUAAAUAAAACGUUCAGGAAUGAAUUGCAACAAUUAUUAGGACCUGAACACGAAGUAAUUACCGCAAUGGAUCAGGCUCAAGAUUCGUCCAAUGUACAUAACAGAACAAGACUGAUGGAUUUACCUAUAGUUAACCCAACGUUCUCUCGAGUAACUGGCACGGACGCAUCGGGUCAAGGAAAUUCGAUGAUCUUUGAGAGAGUAGGAUACUUUCCAUAUACAAGGGAAGACAGAAGUCCGCUUCGCUUAGGCCCCCUAAAUCCAACAACUUCCUUGCUUGAACUACUCGACAGCAUAAUUUUAUUUUAUCACAUAGUAGCAAAGAAGCAGUUGGCAAAGGUGGCUAUUCUUAGAAACAGCAUGUCCGAGUAUAUCACUGCUAUGCAAGAUACAAAAGCAAAGUUGGAAAAAGCAAAGAAGAAGAAAGAUCCUAUGUUUCAAUCGAUUCAGCAAGAACUGUUAAGAACAAUAAACGUAUUCAAUACUAAAUUAACAGAACAAGCAAGACACAUGGCAUGGAUCCGGGCUGCUGUUUACUCAAAAGAAAAACAAUCACAGAUAGCGUGGCUUCUAAAAGUAGUCGAGUUAACUUUGAAAAAUGCCAGCCUAGAAGAAAACAUGUUUAGCUUUGUACCUGAUUUCUACUUGGACGCAUUGGCCGAUCUGUGCGUUGGUCUAAGGAAUCACAUGCAUCCAACAGCAUCCAUCGAACAAGUUCCAAAUUAUAGAGAAAUGUUUCUCGACAUAGCUGAAUUUCUUUGCGAACAUUUCAUGGAUCCACGUAUAGUGAAUGCAAACUCAAAAAGCUCGUUGCUUCUGACGUUGGCUGGAUUCGUGUUCAAUCCCCUUACCUUGGAAAUUUUGGAAAAUGUACCGGAAGAGAGUAGAAUAAAAGUUGUGACGAAUUUAUUAAAAUCGUAUGACAAUAGAGCAUGGGCUGAAUCAAAUUGGAUUCUAGUUAGAUUUUGGCAAGGUAACGGCUUUGUUUUCCGCUACGAAAAGAGUCCACAUCUGUCGAAGAAGGUUGGACCGAAAUUGCUUCAACAAGAAUCAAUCUCUCAGCCUAUAAAACCGUGUCCAUCCGCCGUGUACCAGAAUCACGUGAGGGAUGUAUUACUAAAGAAUCCACAAGCUACAACGAAACUUUUAAAUUCUUUGUUAAAUCAAUUGAACUGGGCCUUUUCUGAAUUCAUUGGAAUGGUACAAGAAAUUCACAAUGUCUCGUCGAGACCUGAAAGAGUCUUCAUUGAAUCUAGACAAUUGAAAAUUUGUGCUACUUGUUUUGAUUUAGCUAUUUCACUUUUAAGAGUGUUGGAGAUGAUUGCUACAGUGGCUCCUAGUAUUUUUAACAAUCCGUCGCAGUUUUCCAAUGAAAAUUUAUUAUCCAGGUUAUGCCAGUUGCUGUGUCAAGUGUUAAACAGAAUGAGUUCGCAAACUAGCUGUUUCCAACAUAUUGUAUUAUUGGAAAUCCCGGAUUUAGAAUCGGUAGAUCAUUUUCCAAUACUAGCAGCGGUUGCUGGUAUCUUAUUAGCUCUACUUGACGAGGAUAUGGCCAAUUUUAAAUCGAAAGGGUUAACGGAGAUACCAAAGGUCACUCAAACCUUACUGAUGGAACCUAGUUUUCAAAUGAGCUCUCUUUACUUCAUGUUAGGAGAUUCAAAGGUUAAAACGGAAAAAAAUAUAAAACCAUUUUCUUUUGCAAACUAUCCAGAUGAUGUAACGAAGGAAGAAAUAAAAAAGGUAAAAGAUAUGAUUGAAUAUUUAGACAAAUGCCGUGCCAUUUUGCCAGAUUCUAAAAUAUUAAGCGAUGACGAUAGUACCUGUACGAUAUGUUAUGCAUACCCUGUCGCAGCAACAUUUGAGCCUUGUCAUCAUCAAACAUGUCGUAUUUGUAUCGAUCGACAUCUCUUAAAUACUAGAGAAUGUUUCUUUUGUAAAGCAAGAAUCGAUAAAGUUGUAGAUCUUUCUGGCAACGUGUUACACGAUUUUAGUAAUGAAAGUGCAUUAGCAAAACAAUCUGAAGAAUUGUCUUGAUGCAAAUGUUAUAAAGUUGUUAUGAAAUUAAUUCGAUGAAUAAAUUCUUGUAAAGAUUAUCACCUUCUAAUUCCAAAGAAAAGUAAACGAACUGUACAAAAUAUUAUGUAUAAUUCUAUUUAUUUAAUAUAUUUUUUGUUUCAAGAUAUAUAAAUACAGUAUAAAAAUAAAAUUUCAGUUUCUAAAAAUUUCCUGGCACAACCCAUCAGAUAUGGCAAUGAUUUUGUACAUACAUCAGUCUUUUCUGACUUAAUACUAAAAUUAAAAUUAUACAUUGAGCAAACUUUUGAAAAGUACAUUAUUGCAGACUAUACGUUUCGUCUUGAGAUCGGUAGUUUGCAGGAAAUUCUCUUACAUAAUAUUUUUUCUAUUAAAUUCUGAGGAACAAAUUAUUUACACAAACUUUCUCUUAGCUGUCUAAAACCAGUUACUAAUGAUGGUUUAUGCGGUGCUGGAGAUAAAUCUUGUAUACAUUCGAUUAAAAUAACACCCGAUACAAAUGCACCUAGUCCAGUAAUAAAAAUGGCAAAAAUUAUUAGCAAGCGAUCUUUAUUCAAGUGUAAUUCUGAAUCCUUUAAAAGAAUGCUUUGAAACAGGCAAAUGCCUGGAAAAACGAAGAUAAAAAGGGCUGAUAAUGUCCCUAAUACAUUAAUAACUGGUGAAAUAUCGGGUACUACUAUCGCGAUUAUCAAAGAUAAUGUAUACCAGAUCAAUGUUAUAAAAACUCUAAACUUAACAUUUACGUUAAUAUCCAUUCCAAGCAGAUUUAAAAGAGCAUCACGGCCACAAUAUAGUAUAAUUGGAUACGUUGUAAAAUUUUUAACCGCUAUAAAUAUAAUGGCUAAAGUGAGGAUUACACUUUUGUCUGUGUAUCCUUGAAGUAUAUCGCUAGGAACUUUUCCAGCACCAAAUGUUGCAUAUCCACAUAUUCCAACCACUGUAUAAGCGAUAAAACAGAUAAUCAUACUCAUUACGGCACAGAACGUAAAUUUUCCAAGUUUUCGAUCCUUCAUACAAGCAUACAUCGGUAUCGCUGUCAUGUGACUCUAUAAAUGAAGGUUAAUGUUAAUUAAUGUAUUACUAUUGCUAUUAAAAUUUUUAUACUUACUUGAUAAGCAAAGCAAAUUACUGGAAUUAUUUGAAGUGUUUCCAAGUUAUUAUCUGGCCAUAUUUUCAUGGGAUUAACAGGAGAUUCAGUUUUUGUAAAAUUUUUGUAAAUAAUUAACCAUAUCACAUACAGAAUAGUUAUACAACCAACAGAACUAGCAUAACUUAAAAUAUCCAGUCUUUUAAAAAAGCAUAAGGGUAAUAUAAAUACACUACACAUUACAGCUGUGAUAAAUGAUCUAGAUAAAUACCUGAAAUAUCAAAUAUGUUAACAAUAGAAGGUUUAAUAAAAAAAAUUGUAUAUGUAAUUUAACUUCAA